AUGUUUUGUCCAAUUAUUGAAACCAACUACGGUCCAGUCCGUGGAUUGCAUCUCAAAACUUGCUACAACAAGCCGUACAACGCUUUUUAUGGCAUUCCGUAUGCCGAAAAGCCUUUUGGAAAAUUUCGUUUCAAAUCACCACGACCCUUGUCGAAAUGGGAAAAAGUCUUGGAUGCCACAAAACCCCGAGAUUCGUGCUGGCUCUUCGACAAACUCAAUCCAACGGUGAAAAAAGUGAUCGGGAGUGACGAUUGUCUGCAUCUCAACAUUUACACGCCUGAGUUGGAAACACCGCGAAAGUUGCCUGUUGUCAUUUACUUCCACGGAGGACGAUACCAAACGAUGUCUGGGCAUCCUUUUUACUACGGACCCGAUUAUUUGCUCGAACAAAAUGUCAUUGUUGUGACUUUUAACUUCCGGAUGGGUGCUUUUGGGUUUUUAUCGUUGAAAGACGAGACACUGGAAGUGCCUGGAAAUGCCGGAAUGAAAGAUCAGGUGAUGGCGUUGCGAUGGAUUAAGGAGAAUAUUUCGUAUUUUGGCGGAAAUUCGGAUUGCAUCACGAUUGUGGGACACAGUUCGGGCGCUUCGUCAGUUCAUUACCAUCUUUUGAGUGAAAUGUCACGAAAUUUAUUCACUCGGGCGAUAAUUAUGUCGGGAUCAGCGUUCGUUCCAUGGGCUACGAUACCAGAUUCGGACUUUGCUUAUCGUUUGGCGAAGGCGUUGGGAUAUCAAGGCACGUCAGAAGACGAAAAAUCCAUACUGGAAUUCCUGAAAAAUGCAAAUCCCGAAGAAAUUGUCAUGAAUCAAGAAGCAAUUUGUACCGCGGAGGAACGAAAAAAGGGACAACUCAUCGCUUUUGGUCCCGUUAUCGAGCCUUACAUCAAAAACGGCGACACCUUCAUCCCCAAAAGUCCCUUUUUGAUGACUCGCAAUGCUUGGGGCAACUCCGUCGACGUCAUGAUUGGCGGUUGUUCCGACGAAGGACUCCUUUUGUACGUCAAUUUCACGCCUGCCAUCCUCAAAUCUCUCGGAAAUUUCGAAAAUAUUGUCGCCUUAUCGGCAAAUUUGGACCCAAACUCGCAAGAAUGCAUCGCUAAAGGCUUAAAAAUCAAGAAAACCUACUUUGGUGAUGUGAAUGCUAAACCAAAAGACGUCGACACGUACUUCCAAAUGCUCGGGCACAGCACUUUUUGGCACGGAAUGUGGUUGACGGUCCAAUCGCGACGAAAACUCAAAGCAGGAAAGACGUUUUUGUAUCGAUUUGAUGUCGAACCGACCACAAAUACGACUGUGAGGAAGGCUUUUCAUGUGCCGCACAUGCGAAAAGCGAGUCACAUCGAAGAUACUUUUUACAUUUUUAAGGCGGGUUAUUUGGCGGCACACGAAAAGGGCUCGGAAGAGUACAAGACGAUGCAGGUGAUGACGGAAAGUUUUGCGGCGUUUGCGAGAAAUGGAAAUCCGAAUGGGAAGAGGCUUAAAAAUGUCACGUGGGAGGCAGUUGCGGAAGAAGGCGACGUGAAAUGCUUUAAUAUUGCGAACGGGAAUGAACUUUCCUUUGUAACGUUGCCUGAAACGCCUUUUAUGGAGGUUUGGGAUGAGAUUUGUGAACACAAGUUUUAA
This is a messenger RNA of Culicoides brevitarsis, 1620 nucleotides long. Its product is annotated as esterase B1-like. The coding region runs from base 1 to 1620 and encodes 539 amino acids. The record is from RefSeq and is a predicted model, not a curated record. Gene Ontology annotation, molecular function: serine hydrolase activity. Lineage: Eukaryota; Metazoa; Arthropoda; Insecta; Diptera; Ceratopogonidae. The transcript has a single exon.